Molecule: messenger RNA, 4004 nt
Organism: Mesocricetus auratus (golden hamster)
Lineage: Eukaryota; Metazoa; Chordata; Mammalia; Rodentia; Cricetidae
Gene: Clcn7
Product: chloride voltage-gated channel 7
Exons: 25
Coding region: 85-2496 (803 amino acids)
Biological process (GO): transmembrane transport; chloride transport
Cellular component (GO): intracellular membrane-bounded organelle; lysosomal membrane
Molecular function (GO): voltage-gated chloride channel activity
Source: RefSeq, a predicted model, not a curated record
UCACGUGAGUCCCGGGCGCGCGUCACGGGAACGCUGCCGGACGGACGGACGGCUGUUCUUAUUGAGUUUGGUCCUCAGUGGACCAUGGCCAACGUCUCCAAGAAGGUGUCUUGGUCCGGCCGAGACCGCGAUGAUGAGGAGGCGGCGCCGCUGCUUCGAAGGACUGGGCCGCCUGAUGAGGAGACGCCGCUGCUGAACGGGGCCGGGCCGGCCGCGCGCCAGUCUCACUCUGCAUUUUUCCGAAUUGGACAGAUGAACAACGUGGAGCUGGAUGAUGAGCUUCUGGACCCAGAAGUGGACCCUCCUCACACCUUCCCCAAGGAAAUUCCACACAAUGAGAAGCUCCUCUCCCUCAAGUAUGAGAGCCUGGACUAUGACAAUAGCGAGAACCAGCUCUUUCUGGAAGAGGAGAGACGAAUCAACCACACGGCUUUCCGGACGGUGGAGAUCAAGCGAUGGGUUAUCUGUGCCCUCAUUGGAAUCCUUACAGGCCUGGUAGCCUGCUUCAUUGAUAUUGUAGUGGAGAACCUGGCCGGUCUCAAGUACAAAGUCAUCAAGGACAACAUUGACAAGUUCACCGAGAAGGGCGGUCUGUCUUUCUCCCUUCUGCUGUGGGCCACGCUGAACUCUGCCUUCGUGCUCGUGGGGUCUGUGAUUGUGGCCUUCAUAGAGCCAGUUGCUGCUGGCAGCGGAAUUCCCCAGAUCAAGUGCUUCCUCAAUGGGGUGAAGAUCCCUCACGUGGUGCGACUUAAGACGCUGGUGAUCAAGGUGUCCGGUGUGAUUCUGUCUGUGGUAGGGGGACUAGCUGUGGGAAAGGAAGGGCCAAUGAUCCACUCAGGUUCGGUGAUUGCUGCUGGGAUUUCUCAGGGAAGGUCAACAUCACUCAAGCGAGAUUUCAAGAUCUUUGAAUACUUCCGCAGAGACACAGAGAAGCGGGACUUUGUCUCAGCUGGAGCUGCAGCAGGAGUGUCUGCUGCAUUUGGAGCCCCUGUAGGUGGGGUCCUGUUCAGCCUGGAGGAAGGUGCAUCCUUCUGGAAUCAGUUCCUGACGUGGAGAAUUUUCUUUGCUUCCAUGAUUUCCACCUUUACCCUGAAUUUUGUUCUGAGCAUCUACCAUGGAAACAUGUGGGACCUGUCCAGCCCAGGCCUCAUAAAUUUUGGAAGAUUUGACUCAGAGAAAAUGGCCUACACCAUCCAUGAGAUUCCUGUUUUCAUCGCCAUGGGUGUGGUUGGUGGCAUUCUUGGAGCUGUGUUCAAUGCCUUGAAUUACUGGCUAACCAUGUUUCGGAUCAGGUACAUCCACCGGCCCUGCCUCCAAGUGAUUGAGGCCAUGCUGGUGGCUGCUGUCACAGCCACGGUUGCAUUCGUCUUGAUUUACUCAUCUCGAGAUUGCCAACCCCUGCGGGGGAGCUCCAUGUCCUACCCACUCCAGCUCUUCUGUGCAGAUGGCGAGUACAACUCCAUGGCUGCAGCCUUCUUUAACACCCCAGAGAAGAGCGUUGUCAGCCUUUUCCAUGACCCCCCAGGCUCCUACAACCCUUUGACACUAGGCCUGUUCACCCUGGUCUACUUCUUCCUGGCCUGCUGGACCUAUGGCCUCACAGUAUCUGCUGGUGUCUUCAUCCCAUCUCUGCUCAUUGGAGCUGCCUGGGGCCGACUCUUUGGCAUCUCCCUGUCCUACCUCACAGGGGCAGCGAUCUGGGCAGACCCGGGUAAAUACGCCCUGAUGGGAGCCGCUGCUCAGCUUGGUGGGAUCGUGAGAAUGACUCUUAGCCUGACAGUCAUCAUGAUGGAGGCCACCAGCAAUGUGACCUACGGCUUUCCCAUCAUGCUGGUGCUGAUGACUGCUAAGAUUGUGGGCGAUGUCUUCAUUGAGGGCCUCUAUGACAUGCACAUCCAGCUGCAAAGUGUGCCCUUCCUGCACUGGGAGGCCCCGGUCACCUCACACUCGCUCACUGCCAGGGAAGUAAUGAGCACACCUGUGACCUGCCUGAGACGGAGAGAGAAGGUUGGCAUCAUCGUGGACAUCCUAAGUGACACAGCAUCCAAUCACAAUGGGUUCCCCGUGGUGGAGGAUGUGGGAGAUACUCAGCCAGCCAGGCUCCAAGGCUUGAUCCUGCGCUCCCAGCUCAUCGUGCUCCUGAAGCACAAGGUGUUUGUGGAAAGGUCCAACAUGGGUCUGGUGCAGCGGCGACUGAGGCUGAAGGACUUCCGUGACGCCUACCCUCGCUUCCCUCCAAUCCAGUCCAUCCAUGUAUCCCAGGAUGAGCGGGAGUGCACUAUGGACCUUUCUGAAUUCAUGAACCCCUCUCCCUACACAGUGCCCCAGGAGGCGUCUCUUCCUCGAGUGUUCAAGUUGUUCCGGGCUCUGGGCCUGAGGCACCUGGUGGUAGUAGAUAACCACAAUCAGGUGGUCGGCCUGGUGACCAGGAAGGACCUGGCAAGAUACCGCCUAGGGAAGGGAGGCCUUGAAGAGCUUUCGCUGGCCCAGACGUGAGGGUUGGCUCCACCCUUGUGCAGUGGUACCCAAGCCCCUCUGCACCUCCUCCCAGGGUCCCUGGUCUCAGCCAAAGCCUUGCCCUCUGGGCCGUGCAACAGCAGGAGCAAAUGCCCUCCCUGAGCCUGACUGGUGUGGGGGCCAGACCCUUUUUCUUGGGCAGUUGGUUUACAUCAUCAGAACUUUCCUUGUUCCCUGACCCUUGAACUUGCCCUUCUCCUGGGUUCCUUCUCCAAGGAUGAAAUUUGUGCAGUUGCACCCUUGCGGCUCACUUCUCAGAGCCAACAGAAGCUGAUACGUGUGUGUGAGGGGUAGACAGAGACAGCCGUGACCUAUUGCUGUUUCUUCUCUGACUGAGCACCUACACUGUGGUGGUACUGCCCACACCAGCCAAGAGCUUCAGCAGCAAGGGCAUGAGGAGCUAUGCAGCCUGGAACAGGCUCUGUUGGGGAACCCACAUGUGCCAUCCCAUUCUUGGUCCAGAAGAUGGGGAAACUGGCUCUGUGGCUGGGGCUUGAGAGCUGAAAACCACAUAAAGACUGAGUCUGAGUUUACCUACAUCCGCCCCAGGCUUUCAGAACUGGGGGUCAUGGCACUGUGGACCACAGCUGGAAGGCAGGUCUUCCCGCAGCACUGAUGUCCAUAGUGGCUUUGCUUAUAACUACACUGUAUACACCCUUGGGCAGGGACCUCCCAGGACCUGGCCAUCCAGGGGUGGCCCUAAGAUGGACCUGUGAGCACCAGAGCCAAGGAGUCUCACCUCUAAACUGUGUUGUCAGAGUUGGCUCCACCGGACCAAGCUAGACCUGACAUCCAGCAGUCACCUUCUGAGUCUCCUUCCAGGACACUGGCACAUCCUAUCACAGGGUACAUGGGUCCUUUAGGAAGCUGGCAGUUACUGCCUCCCAGUCAUCAUCCCUCCAGAGGAGCGGCUCUUCGUUCCAUGAGGAGGUGGACUAAGUAUAUUGUUGAAUCUGGGUAUGAGAAAUGAGACUCCUACCUAGGGCUCAGCACUCUGGAGAUGUGUGCACUCAGCGUGGUGAUAAAGCAAGUGCAGGUGGCACCUCUGUAGACAGUAGCUGCUGUCUGUGAUGGGCAGUGGUUUGCAGCUCUUGACAAGUACUUCAGCUAGCCCAGGGACCUGACCUCAUCCCCCUCUCAUAACCUUGCUCUCAGGCUCAGUGCAGAGCGUGGUUUCUGUUACCUGCUUGGAUGACAUCCUGUCCUCAAGUCUGGGUGUGCCAGGCUCUGCAUUACAAGAAGUUGUAGCUGACCCACCUUGCCUGCUCCACUGGCCCUGGUGGGUAGGUCUUUGUAGCAAAGCCAGGGGUGCUCUGGAUUGGGAAGAGCCAUAUCUGAGUUGGACCCAAGGAGAUGAAAAACACUGCACAGGGCCUCAAAGACUUGGUACCAAAAAAGCAUGUGCAAUCUGUCCUCAGUUCUGUGUUGACUACAUGUUGAAAUGAUAUUUUUGGAUAUAUUAGGUUAAAUAAAACAAUCAAAACUUG